Tarenaya hassleriana is the source of this 1787-nucleotide messenger RNA. RefSeq names its product auxin-responsive protein IAA9. The transcript is spliced from 7 exons. NCBI's taxonomy places the organism in Eukaryota, Viridiplantae, Streptophyta, Magnoliopsida, Brassicales, Cleomaceae. Gene Ontology annotation, cellular component: nucleus. Gene Ontology annotation, molecular function: protein binding. Gene Ontology annotation, biological process: regulation of DNA-templated transcription. The coding region runs from base 509 to 1561 and encodes 350 amino acids. The record is from RefSeq and is a predicted model, not a curated record.
AUUUAAUUUUUGUUAUUUUUCCCCGGCGACGAGUUUCAGGGGGUGAAAUUAGCUUUUGUGAUGCUUUCCGCUUUAAUGGAAGGACCUUGAUCUCUCUCUCUACAGUUCGUGGUAGCUCAUAACCAUCUUUCUCCUGUAAACUCGAGCUUCAAUCGAUCUUCUUCUUCAGCUCCGUCUGAUCCGGAAUUGUUCUCUCUUUAGUGCUGCUUCUGGGCGAUGUGAUUUGAUUUUCGUGGAAGGCCUGUGUGGUCGUCCCGUAGUUUCUGUAGAAGGAAUGGCGGAAAGUGAAAUCUGGGAUCAGUGCGGGGAACAGAAGGACUGGUUCUGCUCUUAAGCUGACCUGAGUUGACUUCCCUUUUUAUGCCCCUUUCCGUUGAUGAACAUGCUCUUUCCAAUUCUUGGUUCUCGUUACCUCAAUGUCCGAAUUUCUGGAUUUUAUUUGGAGUUUUGAAUCUUUGGAAGAAAACCUGUUCGUUUGGUCGGGAAGUGUCUUGUUCUAGUACCUCUGAUGUAUUUAAGGAAAAUAUACAGAAUGUCUCCCCCCGUAGCGGAUGUGGAGGAGGAGCUGCAGAGCAAUGUCUCUGUGGCAAGUUCAUCACCUACUAGCGAAUGCCUGUCAAGGAACACCUCAGGUCCAAAGGAACAUAACUAUUUGGGUCUGUCUGAAUGCUCUUCUGUCGGCAGCUCAAAUCUCCCUGGCCUUGCGGAAGAUGACAAGAACAGCAUCAGUUUGAAAGCUACUGAAUUGAGACUUGGUCUCCCGGGAUCACAAUCCCCCGAGAGAGAGACAGAUUUCAACACGCUUACCUCGGGGAAGCUUGAUGAGAAGCCCCUAUUUCCUUUGGCUCCUUCAAAGGAUGGAAUAUGCUCUCAAUCACAGAAAAACUCCGGUACAGGAAACAAAAGAGGCUUCUCUGACACAAUGGAUCAGUUUGCUGAAGUAAAAAGUUCUGAAUUUACUGAAAAAAGCUGGAUGUUUCAUGGAACUGGAACCACUCAACCUGUAACUAGGAAGGAGGCGCCUCAAAGCAUGCCAAAAGAGCAUUUGAGCACUGCAAACAAUAGCUCUAGUCCACCUGCAGCCAAGGCACAAAUUGUCGGUUGGCCUCCUGUUAGAUCCUACAGGAAGAACACAUUGGCUACCACUUCCAAGAAUAACGAUGAAGGUGAUGGGAAGCCUGGUGCUGGUGCCCUCUUUGUGAAGGUCAGCAUGGAUGGUGCUCCUUAUCUGAGAAAGGUAGAUCUGAGAAGUUGCGCCAGCUAUCGGGAGCUUUCUUCUGCUCUUGAAAAGAUGUUCACCACUUUUACUCUCGGUCAAUGUGGAUCCCAUGGAGCUCCAGUGAAGGAUAUACUUAGAGAGACAAAGCUCAAGGAUCUUCUGAAUGGAAAGGAUUAUGUGCUUACAUAUGAGGAUAAGGAUGGUGACUGGAUGCUUGUUGGAGAUGUUCCUUGGGAGAUGUUCAUUGAUGUAUGCAAGAGGCUGAAGAUCAUGAAGAGCUCAGAUGCCAUUGGAUUAGCUGCUGCUCCGAGAGCAAUGGAGAAAUCCAAGAUUAGGGCUUAAAACCCUAAUGUGCUUUGGAGAAGGCUCUAAUUAUACAAGCCAUCAAUGGUUUUUUUUUAAGGUUUUCACAUCUAUAUAUAAUUAUAUAUAUGCGCCCGUUUUGAAAGAAACUAAGAAAAGCUUUGUUCUAAUGUUUUAUGAUAUGAAAAAGGGUUUAACGUUAUGUCACGGUCAUUUGUUGUGAGUCGGUUUUUCUAUUUAAUUUGGUUUUUGUGUGGUGGUGUAA